Mus pahari (shrew mouse) is the source of this 617-nucleotide messenger RNA. RefSeq names its product tubulin alpha chain. Gene Ontology annotation, biological process: mitotic cell cycle; microtubule cytoskeleton organization. The transcript is spliced from 2 exons. Gene Ontology annotation, molecular function: GTP binding; structural constituent of cytoskeleton. The record is from RefSeq and is a predicted model, not a curated record. Lineage: Eukaryota; Metazoa; Chordata; Mammalia; Rodentia; Muridae. Gene Ontology annotation, cellular component: cytoplasm; microtubule. Bases 1 to 615 code for a protein of 204 amino acids.
AUGGUUGUGCCCGUGCUGGCUGGGAAGGGCAUGUCUUGCACUUCUGGGAUGAUUGUGUCGAGAACAGCUGAAUCAGAGGUGGGAACUUCCAAUCUGGAGGGCAGUGAAGAGGGCUUUGACAGAGCAGUAGCAGAGAUCACUAAUGCCUGCUUUGAGCCAGCCAACCAGAUGGUGAAAUGUGACCCUCGCCAUGGUAAAUACAUGGCUUGCUGCCUGCUGUACCGUGGUGAUGUGGUUCCCAAAGAUGUCAAUGCUGCCAUUGCCACCAUCAAGACCAAGCGUACCAUCCAGUUUGUGGACUGGUGCCCCACUGGCUUCAAGGUUGGCAUUAAUUACCAGCCUCCCACGGUGGUACCUGGUGGUGACUUGGCCAAGGUCCAGAGAGCUGUGUGCAUGCUGAGCAACACCACGGCCAUUGCUGAGGCCUGGGCUCGCCUAGAUCACAAGUUUGAUCUGAUGUAUGCCAAGCGUGCCUUUGUGCACUGGUAUGUGGGUGAGGGCAUGGAGGAGGGUGAGUUCUCUGAGGCCCGUGAGGACAUGGCUGCCCUAGAGAAGGAUUAUGAGGAGGUUGGGGCAGAUAGUACUGAAGGAGACGAUGAGGGUGAGGAAUAUUAAUU